Molecule: messenger RNA, 2024 nt
Organism: Vigna unguiculata (cowpea)
Lineage: Eukaryota; Viridiplantae; Streptophyta; Magnoliopsida; Fabales; Fabaceae
Product: pumilio homolog 15-like
Biological process (GO): post-transcriptional regulation of gene expression
Cellular component (GO): cytoplasm
Molecular function (GO): mRNA binding
Source: RefSeq, a predicted model, not a curated record
UUUGGGUUUUCUCGCAUGUAAUUUUACUAUAUAUUGCAUGCAGAACGGUACCCAUUGGAGGACUCUCUUUACUCAGCUAAACAACACUGCCUCCUCACCUCCCACACUCUUCUUCUUCCCUCUUUCUCACCCUAAUUCCUUUUUCCUUUCACUUUUUCACCAAAUAAUAGAAAUCCUUCAUUCCUUUUUCUAAAACCCCUUUCUAUAAAUCCUUCUUAUUCUUUCAUCAAUUUCUUUGCUUUCCAAUGAUGUCGCAUGGAUCAUCAUCGUCUGCAUUUCACAAUGAUCAUUCAGUGUCCGCCUCUUCUCAACAACCUGUGGGACUGUCUCGGUUCUUCUCGCAAUCCCACAACCCUUCCCAAACCCUAGAAGAUGCUUUUUCUCGUCUUUGUGUUUCUGCCUCUCCUUUCAACUACUCACAUUCCGCCUCUCCUUUCAACUACCCACAUUCUGAUUUUGUUGCCGAUGGUCCUUAUGGUAUCAAUGGUUCUUCCAAGAUCCCCCCUUACAACAGUUGGAAUGGUGGGAUUUCCACUCCUCAGACGGCCAAUCUUUGGCACCCCACAUUCACUGUUAAUAAUUAUUCUUAUCAUGGUGAUGGGUGUCUUGAUUCAAAACCAUUGACGAGACAAAUAGAAAAUCCCACAUUCAGUGGUGUUUAUCCUGUUGUACCAUUCUCUUCCAAUGGAAUGGUGUUGCAGAAGACCUCUGACAACAACGGUUUCUUGAAUGGUGGUGUUUUAGGUGGUAAUGGUUUCAAUAUUCUGGGGUUUACUUUUGAUGAAAGGCGCCUCCGAUGGUUCAAUAAUUUUCGUGGUUGCGUUUUGACGUUGGCUACGGAUCAACAUAUGUGUAGGACUUUGCAGGAGACUUUGAAAACAUUGACGAGAGAAGAGUUUGAUAUCAUUUUCUUGGAGCUUAUUAAUCACGUGACUGAUUUGAUGGUUGACCCCUUUGGGAAUUAUGUUGUUCAGAGGAUGAUGGAACUUUGCAGCGAAGAGCAACGGACUCAGUUAGUGUUAAGACUGACUCAGUGUAAUUUUCAGUUGGUCAGAAUUUGCCUGAGUCCCCAUGGAACCCGGGCUGUUGAGAAAUUAUUGGAGUAUAUAACCUCCCAGGAGCAACGAAAUCGUAUUAUGUCAGCUCUUAGUCCCGGUGCUGCUGUAUUGGCAAAGGAUGUGAGUGGUCAUAGGGUGAUUCUGCAUUGUCUAAAACAAUUCCCUAGAGAAGACAAUGAGAAUCUUCUGAAUGUGGUGGCAAGCAAGUGCUUUGAUAUUGCAACAGAUAAAACCGGAUGUUGUGUGCUGCAGCCAUGCAUUAACCAUGCACAAGGAGAAAUAAAGAAGAAGCUGAUAGCUGCUGUCAUGUUUUACGCUUCACACUUAGCGGAAGACUGUUACGGCAACUAUGUUGUGCAACAUUUAUUGUCUCUGGGGAUGCCAGGAGUUGCAGAAUCUCUAUGGAGACAGCUUGAAGGAAGAUUCUUCUAUCUGGCCUGUAACAAAUAUGGGAGUAAUGUAGUGGAGAAGUUCUUUCAAGACUCGGUUGAACCGCAUUCAACAUAUAUUUCUCUGGAAUUGCUCCACAAUCCAAAUGUUGCAAUGCUUCUUGUGGAUCCAUACGGGAAUUAUGUCAUCAAAUCAGCACUGUCAGCAUCAAGGGGUCAUGUCCGGAAUGCCUUGGAGCAACUGAUCAAACAAAAUUCGUUGAUGAUGCAGAGCAACCUCUUUGGCAAAAAGCUACUUGCUUGGUUUAACAAGGGAAGAAUAUAAACAUGCAUUGCUGUUACUUUGUAUAGUUCCAAAGACAACUCAUACCGCAAGGGGUUGCACGUGUCUCCAUUGUUUGUCUGUUCCAUUACUGUGGUACCAAACAUUACAUUGUUUAUGUCUUGGCUGUGUUAGUUUUGUAGUUUAUUUAGUUCUUUUCAAUUUUGUCACCUUCGAUGCGAUAGUAGGACUUGCUACUGAAAACCGUUCAGAUUGAACUACAGAGUGGACUAUAUUGAACAAUUCUCUGCUGUA